Molecule: messenger RNA, 2246 nt
Organism: Solanum pennellii
Lineage: Eukaryota; Viridiplantae; Streptophyta; Magnoliopsida; Solanales; Solanaceae
Product: protein RCC2
Exons: 16
Coding region: 244-1824 (526 amino acids)
Source: RefSeq, a predicted model, not a curated record
AACCAAAUAAAAAGCUCACAUUCUCGGAAUACACAAAACAAAUCUUCUUUUUAAUAACUCUCAAUGCUUUUGUAGGGUUUCAGAUGUUUUCCUUCUAAAACUUCUUUUGCCGCCGAUUACUGACAAAUCUCUGUUUUUCUCACUAAUUUUUGUGGGUUUUGUGGUACUGACGUUGAGGUUUAGCAAGAUCUGUUUUUUAAAAACUUUAUUUUUUGAAUUUUUUGACCGUUGAGUUCGCCGGAGAUGUCGGAAGUGGUGGUGGUGAAAGGUGGGGAGUUGUUGUUUUGUGGAAGUACUUGUUGGGAUUCUGUUGGUCGCCGGAAAGGUUUGACGGAGGGGAAUUUGGUGUCGCCGACGAGGCUUCGUCCGCUUGUUGGUGUCGACAUUUGUUUUGUUGCUGCUGGUUGCGCGUCUUGUCACUGUGUAGCGCUAGAUACUGAAGGUCGUUGUUAUACAUGGGGAAGGAAUGAGAAAGGGCAGCUUGGUCAUGGAGAUAAAAUAACACGUGAUAGACCAACGGUUGUUUCAGAACUAUCUAAGUAUAAAAUUAUUAGAGCUGCAGCUGGAAAGAACCACACAGUGGUAGUUACAGAUGACGGACAGUCCUUUGCUUUUGGUUGGAAUAAACAUGGGCAGCUCGGUAUAGGCUCUGUAAAAAAUGAAACUGAAUUAUCUCCAGUCCGGUGUGCCGUCACUGAAGUCAACUCUGUAGCUUGUGGGGCUGACUUUACUGUGUGGCUAACCUCAGUUGAAGGAGCUUCUAUAUUAACUGCUGGUUUGCCUCAGUAUGGUCAGCUUGGUCAUGCUACUGACAACGAGUAUAAUACCAAAGAUAGCUCUGUAAGGCUAGCUUAUGAAGCUCAACCCAGACCUAGACCUAUAGCUGCCUUUUCUGGAGAGACUAUAGUCAAAGUCGCUUGUGGAAUAAACCACACAGUUGCAGUGGAUAAGAAUGGAUAUGUUUACACGUGGGGAUUUGGCGGUUACGGGAGGCUUGGACAUCGAGAACAGAAGGACGAGUUUGCUCCUCGACGAGUUGAUGUUUUUACACGGCAGAAUGUCUUGCCUCCAGAUGCAAUAGUUUCAGCAGGUUCUGCCAGCUCAUCCUGUACUGCCGGAGGAGGGCAGCUUUACAUGUGGGGAAAAAUUAAGAGCACAGGAGAUGAUUCGAUGUAUCCCAAACCUCUUCUGGAUUUGAGUGGGUGGAACCUCCGAUGUAUGGAUUCUGGCUAUAUGCACCACUUUGUUGGUGCUGAUUCCUCUUGCAUAAGUUGGGGCCUUGCACAGUGUGGGGAGCUGGGUUAUGGACCACAUGGACAGAAAUCUUCUGCAGUUCCUAAGAAGGUAGACAUUUUAGAUGGCAUGCAUGUUAUCAGUGUUGCUUGUGGAUUUGCCCAUUCCAUGGUUGUUAUUGAUAGGACAAAUGUUGAGGAUCGACUUGAGCAGCUUGAUGUAUAUGAUGGCAAGGCUUCUGAGGAAGUGGGGGCAGAACCUGUGAGUGAAUCUCCAGCUUCUAAAAAGACUACCAAAAAGGCAUCUGCUAAGGCGCCUGCAAAGUCAAAUAAACGGAAGAAGUCAAAAGAUGCGUCUGAAUCUGAAGAUGAGGAAGAGGAAAAUAGUGAUGAUGAAAGUGAUGACUAUGAGGAACAAUCGAAUGGGCGGGCCAAGUCUUCCGGCAGGGGUCGAGGAAAGGCUGCUGGCAAAGCUACAGCUGCUAAAAAGGGUGCUGGUCGUGGAAGGGGUCGGUCUCCAGCAGCAAACAAAAGCUCCCCACCUGAAGCGAAAGUAUCGACAGGUAAAAGGGGAAGGCCGAGGAAAUCGUAAGAGUGUACAGCUUUCCUGGUCAAAAUGUAAGGCACUCUCUAUAUUGUGGAAUGUAUCUUUAUUCUCCAUUGGCUAAUUAGUUGCACUUUAACAAGUUAUUAAUUUUCGUCAUUAACUCCAUUCAACAUUCUGAAAUUUAGCAAGUGUAAUCCAUUUGCGUAACUUGUAACGCGUAUUAACAUAGAUCAUUGACUGAAAAGACAGGUGUUUAUCCGAGCUUGUGCCUAGUUAAGCUCGUUUUUUGGAUAGGAGCGGAAACAGGGGAAAAGAAAGGAAAAACCUAUUCUGCCCAGUGUACUCUGAUGUCUAUUUUUGUUACUAAUUUGUGGUGCAACUGAAACACAUUUGUUCUGAAAAUCUAUGCUGAUUAGUAAUAUUGCUGUGUAAAUGAAGUAUUUAUCAGAAUGUUUUGUUGUAGUUGA